Colletotrichum chrysophilum is the source of this 2694-nucleotide messenger RNA. RefSeq lists its product as uncharacterized. Gene Ontology annotation, biological process: proteolysis. Gene Ontology annotation, cellular component: membrane; cell wall. The transcript has 7 exons. Gene Ontology annotation, molecular function: serine-type endopeptidase activity. The record is from RefSeq and is a predicted model, not a curated record. Bases 1 to 2694 code for a protein of 897 amino acids. NCBI's taxonomy places the organism in Eukaryota, Fungi, Ascomycota, Sordariomycetes, Glomerellales, Glomerellaceae.
AUGGGUUGGACUUUCGGUUCCCUGGUGGUCUCGCUCCUCCUGAGCACCACAGCCCUCGCGGCCGAUGUGCCUGCCGUGGCUUUGGGUGAGAAGAAGCCCUUCUCACCCCCAAGUCGACGAUUCGCGGUUCAGUUCUCGUCAUCCGGUUCCGCGAAGUUUAGGAAGCGGGACGGGACUCCUGACACCGAGGGCUUCUUCGAGAGUCUCCAACUCACCAAUAACACCGCCAAACCCGCCCUGAAUUUCACCUCGGAGAUCUUCCACGGCGCCUCAUUCGAACUGCUCAACCACACUGCCACGUCCCUCCAGCAGAUUGAGGAGCUCCCUGAGGUCGAGAAACUAUGGCCCGUCUCCGCCGUCUACGCACUGAAGCCUAACGCAUCGGACAUCAUGUCCGAGCCCGAGGCCAAAUGGGACCCUCACGUGCUGACCGGAGUCGACAAGGUCCACAAGCUGGGCCACUCCGGCGAGGGUGUCGUCGUAGCCAUCAUCGACACGGGCAUCGACUACAACCACCCCAACCUCGGCGGCGGCUUCGGUGCCGGAUUCAAGGUCGAGGGCGGGUACGACCUGGUCGGUGACGACUAUGAGAUCGGUGGAGAGUACAUGCCUGAUGACGACCCGAUGGACUGCGCUGGUCAUGGCACUCACGUCGCUGGUAUCGUGGCGAGCUCGCAUGAAGAUCUGCCCGGAGUCGCGCCGGAUGCCAGACUGAGGAUCUACAAGGUUUUCGGAUGCGGUGGAAGCAGUAUGGAGGAUGUUAUUGCCCAGGGCUUCAUCAAGGCUCACGAGGAUGGCGCUGAUAUUAUCUCUGCUUCUCUGGGCUCGAACGACGGGUUUCCUGAAAACAUUCUUGCGGUCGUGGCGUCGAACAUUCAGGCCAAGGGGACGUUUGUCACAGUCGCUGCCGGCAACAGUGGCGAGAUGGGUCCUUUCUACACAAGUAGCGCCGCCAAUGGCUUCGGUGUCACUGCCGUCGGCAGUGUUGAGCACACUCAGACUGCUGCAUUCAAGGUCACCGCUCGCUCCAGUGGCAACGAGACCCGUGAGAUUCUUUACGUCAGCUCCGACACCGCUCAAUGGUCCCGCAACGGAAGCUUCCCUGCCCACUUCCUUGAUCAAAACUACACUGGUCUUGACUCCUGCGACGUUUGGGAGUUCCCGGAUGUUUCUUCUGACAGCGUCCUCAUUCUUCCCCGAAGCACUUGUAUCUGCGAGUGCUGGCAGGUCCUCGACUCCAACCUCUUCGGCACGAGCGUCAAGUGGGUGUUCUACUACAACUUCGAGAAUGCCCCGUGGGAAAUCCCCAACCGCGGGGUCUACAAUCCCGAAGAGCAACCCCUUGGGUUCGGCCUCAUCAGCUACGAAGAUGGACAGUGGCUCGUCAAGCAGCAGGAACUCGGCCGCAAGGUCGAUCUUGAGUUUGUCGCCAAUGGAGGCCAGGCCGUCGGUAUUCCCGGAGUGAACUCCGAGUCCAUCGCCGGUGCUAUUGACUUCUUCUCUUCGUGGGGUUUGACGGUAGAUGGACGUUUGAAACCUGAGAUCUCUGCGCCAGGUGGAUCUAUCCUGUCUACUUACCUCACCUCCGAAGGUGGAUGGGCUGUUCUCUCUGGAACGAGCAUGGCGACCCCCUACAUCGCCGGUGUCGCAGCUCUGUACUUCUCCGCCAACGGUGGACGAGCCAGCAUUGCCGAUGCGGGCAACACUGCCCACCACCUGAUCACGUCAAGCGGAAACCCGGUGGCUCACCACGAUGGAAGUGGUUCCCUCGCACCCAUCCCGAUGCAGGGCGCAGGCCUAGUCGACGCUUUCAAGGUGAUCACGUACAAGACCUCCAUCACCCCCGCGGUCCUCAACCUCAACGACACCGACCACUUCCAAGGAACCCACGAGGUCACCAUUCAUAACAGUGGCAACGAGACCGUCACGUACCACAUUGCUCACCAGGCGGGGUCCACAGUCACCACCAAGCCCGACGGCGAUCCUGUUGUUGCCUUCCCCCCGGUGCCGUACUCGUUCAAGGAAGAGGAGCUCGCCACGGUCACGUUCUCCACGUCAACCCUUGAGGUCGCUGCGGGUGCAACUGGCACAUUCACGGUGACUUUCGUCGAGCCCGCCGGAAUCGAUGCCAGUCUCUUCCCUGUCUACGGCGGCUGGAUCAACAUCAUCGGCUCCAACGAUGAAGCUCUCCGCGUUACAUAUGCCGGUAUCAAAGGCAGCGUCUACGGCAGCAACAUCUGGGCCGACGGCUGGAUCGACCCCGUCGUCCAAACCCCAGACUUCGUCCUCGUCAAGGAGAACGACACCUUCAAGAUGACAAUCGAGGACACCUUCACCAUCGACUUUGAAAUUCUCUGGCCCACGCGCGAGUUCUCCUUUGACCUCGUCGGCCCGACCUGGGAGCCCAGCGACUGGGCCUACCCCUUUGUCCCGGGCCAGAACAAGUACAUCGGCUCCCUGCAGCACUACAACCUCAUCUCGGACGCGUACUUUGACGCCCCCGUGCAGCAGUACCCGCGUCUGCCGUCCAGCGCGUGGUGGCCGAGCGGGAACUACUCCCACGGCGGCACGGUCGAGAGCGGUGAGUACAAGAUCUUGUCGAGGGCGUUGAGGACCUAUGGGGAUUAUCACAAUGUCAGUGAUUGGCAGAUUCGGGUGUCGCCCAAGAUCAUUGUGGACAAGAACAAGGCCUGA